This is a messenger RNA of Carya illinoinensis, 2158 nucleotides long. Its product is annotated as F-box protein At3g58530. Gene Ontology annotation, biological process: SCF-dependent proteasomal ubiquitin-dependent protein catabolic process. Gene Ontology annotation, cellular component: SCF ubiquitin ligase complex. Gene Ontology annotation, molecular function: protein binding. NCBI's taxonomy places the organism in Eukaryota, Viridiplantae, Streptophyta, Magnoliopsida, Fagales, Juglandaceae. The transcript has 13 exons. The coding region runs from base 674 to 1753 and encodes 359 amino acids. The record is from RefSeq and is a predicted model, not a curated record.
UUCCUAGUUUCAACUCCUGUCAUGUUUAACUCUUCAACCUUGUGUUUGACAGUUUGAGACCCACACCUCCAGACAAGAGCUCCAACCAGUAGUUGCCACAACAACCCACCACCCACGUCGCCGCCACCGUUUUGUCCAUCAUCGGCACCAAUUUUUGGGCUCAUUUACCAAUUGUUCUUAUUCACGAGUUAUUAUCCAUUGCAUGUUAUUCUGUGGACGUUUAGCUUCGUCGUUCAGCUGUUCAUAUCCUAAGCCAUGCCCCGACAUCGCACCUGACUUGGGAGAUGAAGAACAUUCAAGAUUUUGAAGCAAUAGGAUCUGGUAAAGUUGGAAAACAAAUUGUCGACAUCGAUCUGAGAUGGGUAACUCAAAUAAUGUCAUCGUAGAGACUAGAUGGGUCUGGUAGGGGGGUGAAGGUGAUAAAAAUGCCGCGAUCUCGUUGGUGACGGCGAGUUCAAUGGCGACGUCGAAGUUGGGAAUGAGAGGUCGGAUGGAACAGUGGGUUUAAACUGUGUUCCGGUGUUGUAUGCCCACGAUAUUAAAAGAAUGGGAUGCUGACGUGGCAGUCUCCCAUUGAAGGAUGUUAAAUGCAAGUUUUCCACCGCGUCCAUUCUGAAGAGGCUAUUGUCUUAAUUUUAGGUGCCACUUAAAUGAAAUGAAAAACUAAUCGGAAAUGGCCGAAACGCGAACCGCUCUCAGCAAAAUGGAAGCAGCAGAAUCAGAGCUGGUAUGGAACAGAGAAACAGUUCCAAAAGUCCUCAAAAUCGUGAGCACGAGACUGUCACAGAGAGAUCUCGUCUCUCUCCUUCUCGUCAGCCCAUGGCUUUACCGCUCUCUUGUCUCCUAUCCCUCUAUCUGGCUCAGUCUGGAUUUUUCUGAAAUGGGUAAUGCUGGAAAUCGGCUUGUAGCUGCUCUUUCACUGCCUAGAUAUUGUUAUGUGAAGCAGAUAAAGCUUGAAUUUGCGCAAGAUAUUGAAGACAAACAUCUCGAACUCCUUAAAAUCAAGUGUUUGGAUUCUCUUCAAAAUCUGGAGUGUCUGAAUCUGAAUGGCUGCCAAAAGAUAUCCGAUAAGGGAAUUGAAGCUAUAACCAAUGCUUGUCCUAUGCUAAAGGUCUUCUCUAUCUAUUGGAAUGUGAGGAUAACAGAUAUGGGAAUAAAGCAUCUGGUGAAGAACUGCAAAUAUGUAACUGAGUUAAACUUAAGUGGCUGUAAGAAUAUUUCGGACAAAAGCUUGCAAUUAGUUGCAGAGAAUUAUCCAAAAUUAGAGUUGUUGAACCUGACUAGGUGCACAAAGUUAACAGACCAUGGAUUGCAGCAGAUACUGCUUAAAUGCUCCUUUCUCCAGAGUCUAAACCUCUAUGCCCUUUCUGGCUUCACAGAUGAAGCUUACAAGAGUAUAUCAUUUCUGACCCAGCUUAAGUUCUUGGACCUCUGUGGUGCCCAGAAUCUAUUGGAUGAGGGACUUGCCUGUGUAGCUAAAUGCGUGAAUCUUGUAUGUCUUAAUUUGACAUGGUGUAUCCGAGUCACUGAUGUGGGAGUCAUAUGCAUUGCCCAGGGUUGCACCUCUCUCGAAUUUCUUAGCUUGUUUGGAAUAGUUGGAGUGACUGAUAAGUGUCUGGAGGCCCUCUCAAGGUCCUGCUCAAACACAAUUACAACCCUUGAUGUUAAUGGAUGUAUUGGCAUUAAGAGACGCAGUCGUGACGAAUUGCUUCAUUUGUUCCCCCAUCUGAAAUGCUUCAAAGUGCACAGCUAAUAGAUGGCGGGAGGAAAGUGGAAUUAACGGGACCAUCUUCUUGCAACCAAGGUAUUGUAUCUGCUUAGCUACCGUAUAGAGAUGGAGUCGCGAUGAAUUGCAUCAUUUGUUCCCCUAUCUGAAGUGCUUCAAGGUGCACGGCUAACAUAUGGAUUGUGGAGGGAGUAAGUUGAAAAUAACAGGACCAUCUUUUUGCAAACAGGGUAUUCUAUAUGCUUAGCUACCAUAUUCCUUGAAUGGUAAACAGCACUAUCGUAAAGAAUAAGAACGAUGUACCCAUAAAUGCUCUUUGCUUUGUGCUGUACCUGAUCUUCAUUUUAUCUUGAUGAGGUUCACUCUUUUAUUAUUUAGACUGACUUUGGACUCUCGAGUUGACAUUUCUAAUAAAAAAUUUUGUUUUCUUCC